Messenger RNA from Grus americana (Whooping crane), 3254 nucleotides. RefSeq names its product zinc finger and BTB domain containing 43 (gene ZBTB43). The coding region runs from base 419 to 1813 and encodes 464 amino acids. Gene Ontology annotation, molecular function: RNA polymerase II cis-regulatory region sequence-specific DNA binding; DNA-binding transcription factor activity, RNA polymerase II-specific; protein binding. NCBI's taxonomy places the organism in Eukaryota, Metazoa, Chordata, Aves, Gruiformes, Gruidae. The transcript is spliced from 5 exons. Gene Ontology annotation, biological process: regulation of transcription by RNA polymerase II. The record is from RefSeq and is a predicted model, not a curated record.
CCGGGAUGCGGAAGCUCUUUCCAGGAAGUGGGGGCUGCUUCCGGCGUUGGCCGGGCUGGGGCGCGGAGGCAGUGCCGGCCGCACCGAGUGCUGAGGCCGGGGUCGCAUCCCGCUAUGCGAGAGAUUCCGAGACCCGCAGUUCCUCCCACUACCCAGCGUUGGAAAUUGAUGUAAGACUUGAAGAAAGAGGGAAACUGUGGUCAAAAAAAGCUCUGAAACUUUGGAAAUGGAACAAUGAGUUUUUUGGGGAGUGGGGGAGAGUUGUCAAGAAUAUGAGUUGGAAAACAGAUCAAUGUGGUGUGCAGCCCCAUCUGUUAAAACUUUGACGCUUACGAGAAACAGAACGUGACAGAGGAAAACCGCUUGCUACUCCAUGGCUCAUCUGGAAUUCCAGUCACAACACUAAAUUUGUAAUGAAAUGGAGUCUGGGUCAAGCUCUUUUCGAGUGGAAUUUCCAGAUUUUUCUAGCACCAUUUUGCAGAAGUUAAACCAGCAGCGCCAGCAAGGACAAUUAUGUGAUGUGUCCAUUGUAGUUCAGGGCCAUCUCUUCAGAGCCCAUAAAGCUGUUCUUGCAGCUAGUUCACCUUACUUCUGUGAUCAGGUUCUCCUAAAAAACAGCAGGCGAAUAGUUUUGCCUGAUGUGAUGAAUCCCAGAGUAUUUGAAAACAUUCUUCUGUCUACCUAUACAGGUCGGCUGGUAAUGCCUGCUCCAGAAAUUGUUAGUUAUUUGACAGCAGCAAGUUUCCUUCAGAUGUGGCACGUAGUGGAUAAAUGCACUGAGGUGCUAGAGGGGAACCCAACAGUUCUGUGUCAGAAGAUGAACCAUGGCAGUGAUCAUCAGUCUCCGAGCAGUAGUAGUUACAAUGGCCUUGUUGAAACCUUUGAACUUGGCUCUGGAGGGCAGACGGAAUUCCACAAAGUGCAGGAACUAAGGGAUGGUGAAAAUGAAGAAGAGAGCUCUAAAGAUGAACUGUCAUGUCAACUGACAGAACAUGAGUACCUUCCCAGUAAUUCUUCAACAGAACAUGAUAGACUUAGCACUGGAAUGACAAGUCAGGAUGGUGAAGAAGGAACUAGUGAUAGCGCAGAGUAUCAGUAUACCAGACCUAUGUAUAGCAAACCCAGCAUCAUGUCUCACAAGCGGUGGAUCCAUGUGAAACCAGAAAGAUUUGAACAAGACUGUGAAGGUGUUGAUAAUCCUUAUGAUGAACACCAAGUUUCUGAAUCCAUGAAUGCCAUUCAGGCAGAUCAUUCAAUCCAGUCUUCAGGUGUUGAAGACUUUCAUAUAGGUGACAAAAAGAUGGAAGCAGAAUUUGAUGAACAGGCAGAUGAAAGUAAUUAUGAUGAACAAGUUGACUUCUAUGGCUCUUCUAUGGAAGAAUUUUCUGGUGAGAGGGCAGAUGGAAAUUUAAGUGCUCACAGACAGGAUCUUAUGAUAGCAGCAGGCUAUGGUGAAGGCAUUGAAAUGGCUACAGGAAUUAAAGAAGAAACUUCCCUCACUGGAUUCUCACAUGCUGAUAAACUGUAUCCUUGCCAGUGUGGUAAAAGCUUUACACACAAAAGUCAGAGAGAUCGGCAUAUGAGCAUGCACCUUGGUCUUCGACCUUAUGGCUGUGGUGUCUGUGGUAAGAAAUUCAAAAUGAAACACCAUCUUGUAGGCCACAUGAAAAUUCAUACAGGCAUAAAACCAUAUGAGUGUAACAUCUGUGGGAAAAGAUUUAUGUGGCGGGACAGUUUUCAUCGGCAUGUGACCUCUUGUACCAAGUCAUACCAAGCUUCUAAAGCUGAGCAGAGUACUACUGAGAUGAACUAAGAGAUUAGUGCUUACAUUUGUUUAGUAGAGUAAGCAAAAUAAACUAAUUAUGCAAAUAACGUCUGGUACUUGCUAUUGUAAAUUCUCAAAAAAACAAGUUUUAAUGAUUAUGCUGGUAUAAGCAGACCAAAAUUUAUUUUCCAUAAUAUUACUCCAGGUGUUUGUGUGAAGUACAAAUGGUUAAUCUGAAAGAUGCUUGCAAAAUGAGGUCUGUAAGGUCUUUGUGACAUUGAUUGUAAUCACAGCAGUAUUUAGAAGCCCUGUUGGUUUUGAGUCUUCUAAAUUCACAGUAAAACCCAGCUCUAAAUUGACCCAAAUCCUUACAUAAAGCAGAAAUUCAAGUAGCCCUACUUAAUGAAAUAGAGAACUAGGAUGAUGAAACCAGGUUAUACGAUUCACAUUUUAAUGAAAAAAAAAAUUAGAAUUCCACUUCAAACUGGAGACUGCCAACAUACUUAGCAUGCAUCAUUAGAUAGUUUACAUCAUUAAGUAGGCUUUACUGUAUUGCUUAAUGAAAGGCUGUGUUAAAGAUGGUUUGGCUUUCCUUUAUCUGUCUUCCAUCUUCUAUCCAUCUUCAGUAAACAAAUGUUGUCUAAUUUUGUGCUGAUUUAUAUUUAGAGUCUGUGAAGCACUUAUAGUUGAGCACUAUAUAAACUUCAAUCUGUAUUAAGUAUAAUUUGUCUUUGCUCCUCUAGAGUCUAAUGCUGUAUGACUCUUGGCUUGAUUUGAUUUUGAUUGGUACAUCGUGAGAGCUUCUAGAAAUGUGUGUAAUAAGUAUGUCUUGUCAAAAAAAAAAGUAACAUUGGAACUUUUCCAAAAUAAUCAAACAUUUAAACUGUAGUUUUCUGUUCAGAUUUUUGUGGCUUAUUACAGUAGCAAGUACCAAACUCUGUGGAUUCACAAAUUGACUUUUUAUUGGUACAAAAACUUCUUUGAGAACUUUUAUCUAGUUUUAGAAACCUGCUUUAGGAAAAUUAUUUAGUCAUUGAUAGAUAUUUAUACUUUUAAUUCUUUGAAUAGUAAGAACUGUAAUACAGAUUCUUGGUACUGAACUACUGUGACUGGUUACAUGUGAUCACAAGCAGCCGGAGUUGUUUACCUCUUCAAAUGAAGUUGCUUGUGGAAAAAAGUAGAAAGUGUGGUAUUUCGAUCUAUUAAUGGUACUGCAGAACAUGGUACCAUGCUCGUGUCCGAAGUCUGGAUUUUUGCUGGGAAAGCGGCACUUCUGCUUUGUUAGGAUGAGUAUCUAUAUGCUGGGCUCUCAUUCUUGGAGAUAGAUGGAGGAGGGUUUGUAGUUCUGAGAGAUGCUGCCAGCUCUGCAGGUAGAGUGAAUGCAUCAAUUGUAAAGGUGGCAACAGGAUUUUGGGGUUGAAAGCUUAAUGCAGUCCUAUGCAAAAGCAAUUAACCCUUCUUUGUAGUUUACUGAAACAUAUUAUAAAAA